CACGUGUGUAGUCCAUAAUGCACCGCGAUCUUCAAAACCAAUAUGGUGGACAAAUUUGACUUGACUGCGAAACAGCGAAAACAUAGUUAUUUGUUUAUAUUUACAUUUUAGUAGAUCACAACGUGAAUAUUACUGAGCAAAAACCAUGGAUCAGAAGCCAUAUAAAAUCCUAGUGUGUGGUGAUGUCAACGGCAAAUUAAAAACGUUAUACAAAAGGGUUUCUAAUAUUCUUAAAAAAUCAAAUGACUUUGAGAUGCUUCUCUGUGUUGGCAAUUUUUUUGGCACAACUGAAGAAGAUAAAAAUGUAUGGAAAGAGUACAGAGAAGGCAUUUCUUGCGCAUCAAUUAUUACUUACAUUUUGGGUCCAACAACAGCAGAUCACCUAACACAAUAUGAAAAUAUCAAUUUAUUAUCUGGUGGAGAAUUGUGCCAAAAUAUUAUAUACCUUGGUCGCAGCGGGAUUCUACAAUGUCCAAAUGGCCUACAGGUUGCAUAUGUUAGUGGACUGGAUUGCAAAAAGACCAGCAAGGAAGGAUGUUUUUAUAAAGAAGAAGACAUGAAACAACUGUAUGCAAAGAUAGAAGAUACAAAUUUUAAAGGUGUAGACAUGUUGCUAACAACUGAGUGGCCAAAAAAUGUGACACAAUAUGGAAACAAGGUGGACUCAAAUACAGAUAUGAAGGACUUAGGAUCUGAAACAAUUUCUAGGCUUGCUGCAAAACUCAAACCAAGAUAUCAUUUUACAGCUUUAGAGAGCACAUACUAUGAAAGACUCCCAUAUAGAAAUCAUCAAGUUCUUCGGGAGCCAUCCCAACAUGUCACAAGAUUUAUUAGUCUUGCAAGUGUUGGCAAUACACUAAAGAAAAAGUACCUCUAUGCAUUCAAUAUUGUUCCUCUAAAUAUCAUGAAGACAGAUGAUCUGGUUAAACAACCUGAUGAUGUCACUGAGUCACCUUAUGGACUAUUUUUAAAGUCCAAACAUCACCAGCAAACAUUUCAGCAAAAUGUUGGUCAAAACUUUUUUUUCAACCUGAGCUCAGGCUCUAGUGGAGAGAAGCGUAAGAACGAAAAUGCAGCAAAGCUUCAACUCCAUUUACUUCAGGUUGUUAGCAUUGUUAAUAUGACACUUACUUUUAAAGAAGACACAAUGAAAAACCUGAUUUUUUGUUUUCAGACAACAAUAGACAACCUAGAAAACGAAAAGGCCACUUCAACUCUUCUAUCAGCUCCCAUUCAAGGUCCUUGUUGGUUCUGCCUCGGUGGCAGUCAAGUGGAGAAACAUUUAAUUGUCAGUGUUGCUGAUCACGUAUAUCUUGCUAUGGCUAAAGGUGGGCUUACAACAGAUCAUACCUUGAUUUGUCCCAUUGCUCAUUAUCCGUCAACAGUGGAAAUGCCUGAUGAGGCUUUGAUGGAAAUUGAAAAAUACAAAUCCUCAUUACGAAAACUUUUUAAGAAACAAGACGAUGCAUGUGUCGUAUAUGAAAGAAAUUUCUACACACAACAUUUGCAAAUACAGGUCAUUCCAGUUCCGAAGGAGAAAGCAGAUGACUUGAAGGGACUCUUUAUGGAAAUUGGUAGUGAGAAAAACAUAGAAUUUGAUAUGCUUGAUAACGAAACCGAUUUAAAACAGAUAAUGCCUCCACAAGUUCCUUUUUUUCUUGUUGAAUUUGACGAUGGUUGUCGAAUGUUACACAGAGUAAAACGAAAAAUGCCUCUGCAAUUCGGAAGAGAGGUUUUGGCGAGUCCGUCCGUCUUGAAUAUGGAAGAAAAAAUCGACUGGAAAUCUUGCAAACUUCCUAUAGAAACUGAAAAAAGAGUUACUGAGGAAUUCAGAAGAAAAUUUCGACCAUUCGAUUUCAGUUUAUCGUAAAAAUAAUCCUUACAGAAAGUGAAUUUCAUUCGAACUUCCAGCAAAACGCCACGAUUCCCUCUUAUAUGUUUUGUGGGGAAAAUCCAUUAAGAAAAAACAUACAGCAGAUCACAGAUACGAUUGUUUGAUAGCUUUUAUCUACCAAGAUCCUUUUAUCAACCAAGAUCCUUUUUCCCGCAACAAAUGCCUACUUAUGUUACCUAAGAUCAUUGAUUGUUUACACGUCAAUCCAGUACAAUAAACAUUAAUACAUUUGAUAAUCAUUGAACCAUCAUAUUAUAACUUCACAUCAACAUACCUCUUGAUAUUCCUGAAUUAUCAUUUGUAUUGUGAAAUUACUGUUCCACUUUCUUACAAGUAAUUGGUAGGUUUGUGAAUUGUGAAGUAAAAGUUCGUUUGCGAACAAGACAUUUUGUGAAUAUCAAGAUUAUGACAUACCAAAUUGCAUGGUAUAAUGGAAUUUAGCAGAUAGUUUGUGUAAAUAAAAUCCUUUUUAAAUCAA
Xenia sp. Carnegie-2017 is the source of this 2372-nucleotide messenger RNA. Its product is annotated as CWF19-like protein 1. The record is from RefSeq and is a predicted model, not a curated record. Gene Ontology annotation, molecular function: RNA lariat debranching enzyme activator activity. Gene Ontology annotation, biological process: mRNA splicing, via spliceosome. Lineage: Eukaryota; Metazoa; Cnidaria; Anthozoa; Malacalcyonacea; Xeniidae. Bases 146 to 1870 code for a protein of 574 amino acids. Gene Ontology annotation, cellular component: post-mRNA release spliceosomal complex. The transcript has 18 exons.